Leguminivora glycinivorella is the source of this 1701-nucleotide messenger RNA. RefSeq lists its product as uncharacterized. The coding region runs from base 178 to 978 and encodes 266 amino acids. Lineage: Eukaryota; Metazoa; Arthropoda; Insecta; Lepidoptera; Tortricidae. The record is from RefSeq and is a predicted model, not a curated record. The transcript is spliced from 4 exons.
CGAUUCAAAGGAAAGGAGAAGAGGUCGAUCAGAUUCAGAGACGCUAUCUGACGAUCCUUUGCUUGAAUCUAACGACGAAGGCAUAGGAACAGACGAGAGGGUAGACGAUGUACCGUCCAGCGCCAAAGAAAUGGAGACCCUCGUAGUUCUAAAAGAGUUAGAUGUGCCUCAAACGUUAUGCUCCCUAGUGGCGUAACCAAAUGCUCAAUCGUCAAAUGCUUGAGCGUUGAAAGAGAGUUAGAUGAGAAAGCGAGUUUGCGACCACCGACUUUACUUACUGAUCUCACCAGGCCUUUGAGCCCUGUAAGUUCCCGUAGCGAGUCACCUUUAAGCGACAAGGCUACCUUAGGUCGCUUCUCCCCUCAGUUCUACGGGAGACAACUACCUUUCACUGAUUCUGAUGGACUCUAUGAUUUCCCAAGUUCAGAGUGUGUGAAAGGGACAAGCUGUAAAGGAGGUCUGAACACGCAGAAGAAGUCUGGGAGGAAGAGAGAUAGAAGAACGACCAGGACAGUGUCGCAUGAAGCGAGUGGGACGACCAAGUCGGCACUUCCACAUAUGCCGCAUUCCAUGCAUAACCUCUUAGAGGUACCCGGGCCCCGCGACGGCGGCCGCGGCCGCAAGUCGGGGCGCCGGCGCUCGCGCUCGCAGGCCCCCGCCCCGCCCUCCUCGUCCUCCAGCGAGGACUCCGUGUCGGCAGCCUCCGUCGCCUCCGUGGCUUCCGCUAGGGAGCUGCGACUGCCCGAUUUGGAUAUGCAGGACACUUCAUCCAAAAUCUCAUCAAGUCUCGAUCUAACGGAGGACUCCCGAAAACCUGUAAAAGUAAAUAAGUUAAGAACCAUCAGCAACCAAAUUAGGUUCCUUCGACGUUUGGAACGAAGCUUGAAAAUGAAAGAAAGCUAUCCAGCGCUAUCGGAUGAUGAGGGCGAUGAGUCUUCGAGUGUAACUUCGCCCCUUUACAAGGUCGGAAGGACUUAAACUGUAUGCCGACACACGCGAUAUCAGCACCUUUAUUAGGCCCCGGGAGGCCUAAAAUCGCCCGACAGAGGCGGUACGACCGAUCGUUGUUAAGUGAAGAUACUAGGAUACUAAACACGGCAACUUGCCAUGAUAAUUCCGAUUGAAAAUGAACUUUGUGUUUACGUGAGUGCAGUUUUACGUUAGCAAUAAGAGUGCGUUGCGGUGAAAGUUUGAAUAGUUGCGUACUCGACAAUGUCCACGUUUUUGACAACUGUCAGCUGACACAUGAGUAUACAAAAUUCUAAUCUAAUGUGAUAUAAUUAUAAUGUAAUGGUUCUUCAGGAGUGUUGACGAUUUUAACAAUUAGUACUUAUUGUAGAUAACCAUCGUGUCGAGUUUUCUUUUUCUUCAGUUCCACUUUUGAUGUCUUGAACUUAUACGUGAUUCUUACUGUAAAUAAUUGUCUUAUAGCAAUAACUUAUUAUAAGGAUGUUUGUUCAUCCUCGUAGUUGAUACGGACAUUAAUACCUACUCGGUGUUUUUAUAUUCAUUAGUAAGAAGUUAGUCGUAAUUAGAUAUAGAAUAGAUAAUGUUAAUUUUACCUUGUUUUUUAAUGUUCCGCUAAAUAAUUUCCUGUUCGUUAGAUUAUUGACUAUGUAAAAUGCUUUUGUAAAUGUAUUAUACGUAUUGCUCAAAUGCAUAUUUUGUGAGAUCGUUUUUGCGCACUUUUUGCUGUUAUGU